Lineus longissimus is the source of this 1842-nucleotide messenger RNA. RefSeq names its product transmembrane protein 53-like. The record is from RefSeq and is a predicted model, not a curated record. Gene Ontology annotation, molecular function: serine hydrolase activity. Lineage: Eukaryota; Metazoa; Nemertea; Pilidiophora; Heteronemertea; Lineidae. The transcript has 2 exons. Bases 110 to 991 code for a protein of 293 amino acids.
CUUUGUGACGUCACAUCUCGAUAUUUUCACCCAUCCAUGGUUCUUUCCCCCGCGGUUCGGCUUUACAUUUCUCAUUGCCGCUCAAACACGAGGUCCUAAGACAUGCAAGAUGAUAUUCUGUAGAACAAGCAGACGGAUUCUAGAUUAUGGAAAGGGCCUGUUUCGCGCUGGUUUGAGCCUCGGGGGUCGGAGACCUGCCAAUGUCCGUCACAAGACCACCUUCAGCCUGAAGAGCCUGAGCAAAAACUUGGAGCUAUGCACCAGUCCCGGUAGCAGUGCUGACAAGCCAGUCAUUCUCCUAUUCGGAUGGGUUGCAGCCAAGAGAGGACAUCUUUUGAAAUACAGCGAACAUUACUCAAACCGGGGUUACGACUCCCUGGUGAUACCGAUUCAACCAAAGGCACUGCUAUGGCCGCCCGUGGUCAAGCCUAUCGUAGAUGAAAUCAUGACAACAUUCGACCAUGAUGCCAUCAAAGAUAGGCCUUUACUUGUCCACGCUUUUUCCGCUGGCGCGUAUUUCUUUGGGGAGACCCUGGUUAAGUUACAGACUUCGGAGGGGGCCACCGCCGACCGGCUGAGAGCGCGAUUUGUAGGCCAGAUUCUGGACAGCCCUGUGGACUUUGAGGGUAUCCCCAAUGGUGUUUCCAAGGCGCUAACGAAGAAUCCUUUGGGGAGGACGAUUCUAAAACAAGGACUUAAGUUCCACUUGUCCGUUUUCUCAGAGCAGACGAUGAAAAAUUACCGGAGGUCAUCGGAGGUGUUUCUCAGCAACCCUCUGAAACUUCCUUCGCUGUUUUUGUACUCCAUUGCGGACCCAAUCACUAAUAUACCCGCCAUUGAACGGGUCAUGAAGGGCUGGAAGGACAUGGGAGUCCAGGUUUAUCAUAAAUGUUGGGAAAAGUCCACGCAUUGUAGCCACAUGUACCGUUAUCCUGAGGAAUAUACGAAAGAGAUAGACAAUUUUGUUGAUCACAAACUCAAACGAAAUUGAUGAUGUUUAAUUUUAGGUUGUUAUUCUUGGGGCUAUAGACAGUAGCUUGGGAUCCAGUUUCCCCAGAUAUUGACUUCUCGAUUUCUUCGAUUCCGAUUUGUAUUCUACCUGGACGUGGCCCUGAGUGACCUUCCAUCGGUACACUGCAGGUCAAGAUCUAUGGCCUCGCGGGAAGGCUCCCUCAUCACCGAAGGUUGGUAUCUGUGGAUGAUCCGAAUCGAACGAAUUCUUAUUCGGAUCAUGACCGAUAUCAGUGUAAGGUGACACUACUGUGCUUGGUCAUUCCGAUUUUGUUGAAAUUGUACAAUGUAGUUUCUGUUCAUCCUCGAAUGGUCUUCUUUGCUAAGGACAAAGAUACAACCAGAAAGUCUGGAUUACAUCAAGUUUUAAGCACCAAUCAAUGCAACACUUUUGUAGUAUUAUACAAGUCCGGCGAUCAAUUCAUACAAAUGAGACUUCAGCCAAAUCAAUGAAAAUGUACUUAGAUAAAAUGGGUACUUAUGAGUAUAUUUACAUUCUAAGAAGCCAAUAAUGUGCGAAAUUGUGCAAUUGUGGAGUCGAGCCCCUUGUCUGUAUGGUUCUUCACUCUAGAUGGAUUUUUACGAUGAGCAAUUAGUGGUGAAUACAAUGUCGUAAUAUCAAAGCAUACAUGAUCUACCACCUUUGGUACAGCAAACCUCAAGAAGCUGAGCGGCUCUGGGGUCAAAUGUUGAUAGUCACUGUCGUGCGCUAUGACGGAUAUGUGUUCGCCCUCUCUAAUACAAUCGCAUUCCUAGUCUUGUUUCAAUGUACACUUUAGGCAAGCUGGUGCCAUUAUUUCGCUGUCUCAAAAUAAACUACACUUUUACACA